Messenger RNA from Spea bombifrons (plains spadefoot toad), 1532 nucleotides. It is a transcript of the gene QTMAN, whose product is annotated as glycosyltransferase like domain containing 1. Lineage: Eukaryota; Metazoa; Chordata; Amphibia; Anura; Pelobatidae. The transcript is spliced from 10 exons. The record is from RefSeq and is a predicted model, not a curated record. Gene Ontology annotation, molecular function: glycosyltransferase activity. The coding region runs from base 109 to 1422 and encodes 437 amino acids.
CUCCGUUGUGUCUGUGUCCUGAACAUGCUGCUGCACUGUUUACCCCCUCUCGAGCUGCCAGUUCAUGGUCUUGAAUUUGAAUUUAAAGAGGACUAAGAAAUCACCAAGAUGUCUCUCCUUUUGAUAGAAGCUUUUUAUGGAGGGUCCCACAAGCAGCUCAUGGAUCUGCUGCAUCAAGAAAUUGAAGAUAGCGUUCUGUAUAGUCUUCCAGCAAAGAAAUGGCACUGGAGAGCACGGACGUCUGCUCUGUACUUUAUGCAAAAUAUCCCGCCCAGUGAAAGUUACAGGGUCCUCUUCACAAGCUCCGUGCUUAACUUAGCCGAACUAGUUGCUCUUCGACCAGACCUUGGGAAGCUGCGAAAGAUUUUGUAUUUCCACGAGAACCAAUUGGUUUAUCCUGUUCGAAAAAGUCAAGAAAGAGAUUUCCAAUAUGGCUACAACCAAAUUCUUUCCUGUUUAGUUGCCGAAAUUGUGGUUUUCAACUCUGCCUUCAACAUGGAGUCUUUCCUAAAGUCGAUCGGCUCCUUUCUGAAAAUGAUACCGGACCAUCGCCCAAAAGAUCUAGAAAGUAUGAUCAGACCGAAGUGCAGGGUUCUCUACUUUCCCAUCAGGUUUCCAGACCUCGGUCUGUCUGUGCCACACCAUAGACGCUCUCCUGAGAAAACAACAGACUGUGAAGCUGCCGAGACAUCUUCUCGUAGCACGAGUUUGCCUUCAAACACGCAAAGCGGGACUAAUGAAUCUAUGGAUCCCCAUAUCUCAGAAGAAGAGCAGAAAACCGGGGAACAGACCGAAGAACCAAAUAAUCAGAACGCUUCAGCGAGUGAACAUGUGCCUCAUGAGAUCUCAAGCGCAUCCCCAGCUUUGGAUACGAGCAGAGUUCAUCAGAGGCCUUUGCACAUUGUCUGGCCUCACAGAUGGGAACACGAUAAAGACCCCGAAACCUUCUUUAGCUCGCUGCUGAAGCUGAAAGAACGCGGCUUGCCUUUUAACGUAUCGGUUCUCGGAGAGACGUUCGCGGAUGUCCCAGAUGUAUUUUUAAAGUUCAGAACAACCCUGGGAUCUUCCGUCCUGCAUUGGGGAUAUUUAAGCAGCAAAGCAGAGUAUUUCCGAGUCCUGUCCAUGGCUGACGUUGCCAUUUCAACAGCUAAACAUGAAUUCUUUGGCGUGGCGAUGUUGGAAGCAGUGCAUUGUGGUUGCUAUCCCUUGUGCCCCAAAUCCUUGGUGUACCCCGAGAUUUUUGCAGCGGAAUAUCUGUAUUCGACACCUGAACAGCUCGUAAAGAGACUCCAGAAAUUCUGCACGCGACCCGAUCUCGUCAGAAAGCACCGGUUCCAGGGUGAGAUCGCACGCUUUUCAUGGGAAGCUCUGAGCGGCAGAUUCAGGUCUCUGCUCGCCGCGGAACCCGGGAAAGAUUCGUGACAGAUGGGGCCGAGACACAAACUUGCAGCCCGGAGGCGGAAUUCGUCGAACUUUCCAGAGCGUGGCCCGUAUUUACCUGAUCAGAGAGAGAGAGCGAGAGAGCGAGAGAA